Messenger RNA from Sporisorium graminicola, 879 nucleotides. RefSeq lists its product as uncharacterized. Gene Ontology annotation, molecular function: catalytic activity. NCBI's taxonomy places the organism in Eukaryota, Fungi, Basidiomycota, Ustilaginomycetes, Ustilaginales, Ustilaginaceae. The transcript has a single exon. The coding region runs from base 1 to 879 and encodes 292 amino acids. The record is from RefSeq and is a predicted model, not a curated record.
AUGCCAUUCCUUCGCUCCAGCUGUCCCAAGAUUCUCAAAGCACCCGCUAAGAUUCAUGAACCACCUUAUCCCGCCGAUAUCUUCCCCAACGGUACCGACCUCAACUCGCCCUACGGCACUAUCCACUACUACGAGUUCGGUCCUGAAGAUGGCAAAAAGCUGCUGCUCAUACAUGGCAUUUCAACACCUUCACCUGCAUGGAGCUUGAUCGCUCCCGAUUUGAUCAAAGCCGGGUACCGAAUUCUUUGCUUUGACCUGUUCGGUCGAGGAUACUCCGAUUCACCACAGGUGACGCACGAUGCGGCGCUGUUCGUUUCACAGAUCACACUGUUGCUUGCGCAUCUUCCUCAAUGGGACAAGUUCGAUCUCUGCGGCAUGUCUUUGGGAGGAUCCAUAGCUUCAUACUUUGCGCACUACUACCCCCAUCGCGUAGAUCGCCUCGUUCUGAUGUGCCCAGCAGGUGGGACACCAAACGCCGAGCUUCGUCCUGCGAUCAAAAUUAUCCGCUCUUACCUCAUGCCGAAUUGGCUUCUCCGCCGACUCCUACGCUUCCUACCACUACUUCCUACCCCGCCAAAAGGAUCUUUGAUAUGGUGGCAGGCAGAGUACCAUCCAGGUUACAGAUUCAGCUUCACAUCAAGCUUACAAGAUGGACCUCUGUUCAACAGUCAGGAAAUUCAUCGUGCUGUGGUGCGUCAUUUUGGUUCGCGAGUGCGUAUCAUUUGGGGUGACAAGGAUGAUGUGGUACCUAUGAACACUGCAAAGCACUUCGGUCAGAUUGACCUUGCUGUCAUACCCGGUGCUGGACAUUUCAUGGUCUUGACUCACCCGGAAGCGACCGUUCAGCACAUGCUCGAUUUUCUUGGUUCAAGAAGGUAA